This is a messenger RNA of Striga asiatica, 321 nucleotides long. NCBI's taxonomy places the organism in Eukaryota, Viridiplantae, Streptophyta, Magnoliopsida, Lamiales, Orobanchaceae. The record is from the annotation of a GenBank genome assembly.
AUGGCAUUAGCAAUUUUGCUCAUAAUGAUUUUUUUUGGGUUUGGAUAUCGCCAUGUAAACAUAAUGUGGAUCUUAAAGCGCCUACUGCGAGUCACGUGCCAUUUGGGAGAGACGGAGCGUGUAAUAGACAACACAGUCAUGAAGACGGUUUUUGAAUUCAAGCUCGCUGGCUCGAGAAGAAAGCCAGAUGAGUUUGAUGUACACAAAUUAGGUCGGAUGACCUUAAAGUGCCUGCCGCGAGUCACGACAUUGCCCGCGAGUCAAGGUCCUGGAAGUGCUUGGGACUCUGUUCAUCUCUGCGAGUCGCGACUGAUUCCAUGA